AUGACUAAUGGUAGCACUAUUACACAUUUUAUCUUGCUUGGUUUUCAGAGUUCUCCAGUUGUCCAGAAAAUCCUCUCAUGGAUCUUUUCUACUGCAUAUGUAAUUACAAUCUUGGAAAACACAGCUAUAAUUGUAAUUGUAAGAUGGAAUUCCAAACUCCAUAAGCCCAUGUAUUUCUUCCUCACAAAGUUAUCCUUUUUAGAGACAUUUUAUGUUACUGCCACUGUGCCUAAGCUUUUGAAUGAUCUUAUAAGUGGUUAUAAUCUUAUCUCUGUAUGUGGGUGCUUAUUGCAGCUAUAUUUUUUCCUGUCCUUGGCAUGCACAGAAUGUUUCUUGCUGGCUGCAAUGUCUUAUGAUCGAUAUCUUGCUAUUUGCAAUCCAUUACACUACAACAAUGUAAUGACCAACAGGACAUGUUGGAGCCUAGCCAGUACAAGUUUAUUUUUAGGUUUUCUUUCAUGUUCAUUCUCUAUAGGUCUUAUAGCUCAGCUAGACUUCUGUGGCCCCAAGGUCAUCAACCAUUACCUUUGUGACAUUUCACCAGUGAUCCAUCUUUCCUGUGAGGACAUCUCUAAAGUGGAGAUAGUGGAUUUUAUUACAGCAUUGUUUGUGUUAAUUAGCUCAUUGGUACCUAUAAUAUUAUCCUAUGUUUAUAUCAUAUCAACCAUACAGAAACUCCCAUCAGAGAAAGGUUGGACAAAAACUUUUAAUACUUGUGCCUCCCACCUUACAGUGGUGAUUCUAUUUUUUGGGACUACAAUAUUUAUGUAUGCAAGGCCUAAGGCUAUUGAUUCAUUUGAUUUCAACAAGAUUUUAUCUGUGUUGUACUCUAUCAUCAUUCCUAUGAUUAAUCCUAUGAUCUACACUCUAAGAAACAAUGAAAUUAAAAAGAGCCUGCUUAAAAUAUUUUUAACCGUUAAGUAUUUUUAG
This is a messenger RNA of Bombina bombina (fire-bellied toad), 930 nucleotides long. Its product is annotated as olfactory receptor 6Y1-like. Gene Ontology annotation, cellular component: membrane. The record is from RefSeq and is a predicted model, not a curated record. The coding region runs from base 1 to 930 and encodes 309 amino acids. Lineage: Eukaryota; Metazoa; Chordata; Amphibia; Anura; Bombinatoridae. Gene Ontology annotation, molecular function: G protein-coupled receptor activity; olfactory receptor activity. The transcript has a single exon. Gene Ontology annotation, biological process: G protein-coupled receptor signaling pathway.